Messenger RNA from Rasamsonia emersonii CBS 393.64, 372 nucleotides. RefSeq lists its product as uncharacterized. Gene Ontology annotation, molecular function: ubiquitin protein ligase binding; protein tag activity. Lineage: Eukaryota; Fungi; Ascomycota; Eurotiomycetes; Eurotiales; Trichocomaceae. Gene Ontology annotation, cellular component: cytoplasm; nucleus. The record is from RefSeq and is a predicted model, not a curated record. The transcript has 4 exons. Bases 1 to 372 code for a protein of 123 amino acids. Gene Ontology annotation, biological process: modification-dependent protein catabolic process; regulation of proteolysis; protein neddylation.
AUGUUGAUCAAAGUGCGUACCCUUACGGGAAAGGAGAUCGAGCUGGAUAUCGAGCCGGACUACAAGGUACCACCUCUUAUCUCCUACGAACCGACCGAUCGAUCGAUGGAUGAGCUGGACUGUGCCAUACGUCGAAAGACAAACAAUCACACUCUUCUCGCAUCACAAGCAUCGAACGGAGCUUGCGGCUCUGAUACGGUGUCGCGGAUAAAGGAGCGUGUCGAGGAGAAGGAGGGUAUCCCUCCAGUCCAGCAGCGACUUAUCUUUGGAGGAAAGCAAAUGGCGGACGACAAAACGGCAGCAGACUACAACCUCGAAGGAGGCGCAACGCUACAUCUGGUCCUUGCUCUGCGUGGAGGGUUUCUGCAAUGA